UACAAAUAAGAAGGGGGAUCUUUUUUGACAUGAAAUGGAUAUAUCCAUAUAUCUCUGACUCAAAUUUAUGAGAUGAUAAAAUAUGGCAAAAGCUAUACCGAAAAAGGGUUCACGUGGACGUAUUAGUUCGCGUAAGAGUAUACGUAAAAUACCAAAGGGGGUUAUUCAUAUUCAAGCAAGUUUCAAUAAUACCAUUGUGACUGUUACAGAUGUACGAGGGCGAGUGGUUUCUUGGUCCUCUGCCGGUACUUGUGGCUUCCAAGGUACAAGAAGAGGGACGCCGUUUGCUGCUCAAACCGCAGCGGCAAAUGCUAUUCGUGCAGUAGUAGAUCAAGGUAUGCAACGAGCAGAAGUCAUGAUUAAAGGUCCCGGUCUUGGAAGAGACGCAGCAUUACGAGCUAUUCGCAGAAGUGGUAUACUAUUAACUUUCGUACGGGAUGUAACCCCUAUGCCACAUAAUGGCUGUAGACCCCCGAAAAAAAGACGUGUGUAGAAAUCAAAAUUGAAGAUAUUUCAAUAGCAAGAGAAACAAGAGAGCAAGAGAAACAAGAGAAAUAAAUGAUUCAAUGAUCAGAUCAAAUAAUAUUAUUAUGGUUCGAGAGAAAAUAACAGUAUCUACUCGGACACUACAGUGGAAGUGUGUUGAAUCAGCAGCAGACAGUAAGCGUCUUUUGUAUGGGCGCUUUAUUCUGUCUCCGCUUAUGAAAGG
Molecule: messenger RNA, 709 nt
Organism: Helianthus annuus (common sunflower)
Lineage: Eukaryota; Viridiplantae; Streptophyta; Magnoliopsida; Asterales; Asteraceae
Product: 30S ribosomal protein S11, chloroplastic
Exons: 1
Coding region: 83-493 (136 amino acids)
Biological process (GO): maturation of SSU-rRNA from tricistronic rRNA transcript (SSU-rRNA, 5.8S rRNA, LSU-rRNA); ribosomal small subunit assembly; translation
Cellular component (GO): ribosome; mitochondrial small ribosomal subunit
Molecular function (GO): structural constituent of ribosome; mRNA 5'-UTR binding; small ribosomal subunit rRNA binding
Source: RefSeq, a predicted model, not a curated record